Messenger RNA from Melanotaenia boesemani (Boeseman's rainbowfish), 1958 nucleotides. RefSeq names its product collagenase 3-like. Gene Ontology annotation, cellular component: extracellular matrix. NCBI's taxonomy places the organism in Eukaryota, Metazoa, Chordata, Actinopteri, Atheriniformes, Melanotaeniidae. Bases 158 to 1765 code for a protein of 535 amino acids. The transcript has 10 exons. Gene Ontology annotation, biological process: collagen catabolic process; extracellular matrix organization; proteolysis. The record is from RefSeq and is a predicted model, not a curated record. Gene Ontology annotation, molecular function: zinc ion binding; metalloendopeptidase activity.
UCUGCUGUGCGUGGAGCCACCUUGCAGGUCUUGUUGGGACAUGAGCUUUCACAUAUGCGAUAAUUAACAGGUGGCCCCAGCCACUGCUUUGCAUACAGCACGGUGUACCUACAGCUGCACAGGCAGAUCAAGUCACUGGGAGAGCUGCCUGCUGAACAUGAAGAUGCUCUGGAUGAGUCUUCUGACUCUAGUGAUGCCCAGCCAGAUUUAUGUGGUGGCUUUUCCUCUUCGCACCCCCAAACUGCCAACAAAUCCUCCUGCUGGACUAUCUGAAGCUGACAAGGAGUUUGCAAAGGAGUAUCUGCUGCACUUCUACGGCUACCAGCCCAAAUCAGAAAGACAGAGGAGGGCUGCAGGCAGCAGUGACGAUGUCAACAAGAAGUCAGAUAAGUUGAAGGAGAUGCAGCAAUUCCUCGGAUUGCCUCCGAGCGGAAAGCUUGAUAAAGAGACUCUUGCUGUUAUGAAGAAGCCGCGCUGUGGUCUUUCAGAUGUGGAGCCAUUUGAACACACAUUUCGCUGGAAAAACAGAACACUCAGUUACAGGAUCACUGAAGACAAACUCCCAGGACCAGCCUCGGAAGUUCACAAAGUCUUCAAGGCAGCAUGGAAGCUCUGGUCCCGCGUUGCACAGCUGAAGUUUCACAAGCACAGGAACAAGGCGGAUAUAGUUAUAUCCUUCAACAGUCACGAUCAUCAGGAUGGCACUCCGUUUGAUGGCAAAGGAGGAAUCCUGGCUCAUGCUUUCCCACCAGCAUCUGACACUGGAGGGGAUGUGCACUUCGAUGCCGAUGAAGACUGGAGUUUGAAUUCUACUGGUUUAAGCCUGUUUGCCGUUGCAGUGCAUGAAUUUGGUCAUGCACUUGGUCUUUAUCACUCUCCAGACCCUGGAGCCAUCAUGUACCCAGUAUACAACUCUCCCCCCAAAAAUAAGCUGCAGCUCUCUUAUCGUGAUGUCAAAGACAUCCAACGUCUUUAUGGUGCUAGUCCCAAAUAUGCUUUGCUGAAAAAGCUUCCUCCAAGAACACCUCACAAGUGUGAUCAAGAUCUGUCGUUCGACGCUGUAACUGAAUUACAACAAGAGAUCGUGUUUUUCAAAGGCAGGUUUAUGUGGCGCAAGCAUCCUCAGUUUACUGAAACAAGGAUCACCCUGAUCAACAGCCUGUGGCCAGAUGCUGUUCCCUCCAACUUGGAUGCUGUCUAUGAGAAUGUGGAGGGGAAUUUUCUGGUGUUUUUCAAAGGUCAUCAGUACUGGAAGAUGGUGCAGUCAAAAGUCAAGGAAGGAUUUCCCAGAAAAAUUUCAGACUUUGGCUUCCCCUCCAGAAUAAAAUCUGUGGAUGCGGCUCUCCACUUCAGAAAUGAACGAUACACUGUGUUCUUCACUGGCCAAGAGUGUUGGAGGUAUAAUGAGCAGCAGAGCAGGAUGGAGGGAUCACCGGUGCCCAUCGAACAGGAGUGGCCGGGGAUUCCAACUCCGAUUGAUGCAGCUGUCUUCCAUGAGGGAUUUGUGCACUUCUUCAAGAGAAAUCUUCAUUUCCAAUACGACUUUGUCUGGAAGCGGAUCAUAUCAACCAGCUCAACUAGUGACCUUCUGGAGUGCCAUUUGGAGACAAAUAAGGAAUCAUAUGCAGAGAAGCGAAAGCUACAAGACGGCCCUAAGUGGAGCUUCAUGAUGAAGAGGUUGUGUGUGAAUAAACACAGUUACAGAAUAACCACAACGUGUGAAAUACAAAACAGGGAACUGAUGAAUAAACUAAGGAAGUGGUGAAAAGUCUUACCUCAGCUUGUCAGAAUAAUGUGAGAAUGAGGUUUGCAUCUAUUAUCAAAGCUCAUUUUAUAAAUCAAAUUUAUUUUUUGUUCUAAUAUAUUUUCUAUUCUUUUUGUAAAUAUGGAAAAACUGUUGCAGAUAUAUGGAACACAUGACAUCUACUUGAUCAAGAGAUAUUAAAGCAAAUAAAAAU